Molecule: messenger RNA, 2100 nt
Organism: Carassius auratus (goldfish)
Lineage: Eukaryota; Metazoa; Chordata; Actinopteri; Cypriniformes; Cyprinidae
Product: gastrula zinc finger protein XlCGF7.1-like
Exons: 3
Coding region: 127-999 (290 amino acids)
Source: RefSeq, a predicted model, not a curated record
GUUGCGCCUUGUCUAGCCUCAACUCAUCCCUGCGUUUGUUGUGAUUCAGCUGAAGAAAGGAAAAAGUGUCCAAACACACACACACAAAAAAAUGCUGAAGCGACGGAGACACACACAAUUAUAAAGAUGGAGUUUAUUAAAGAGGAGAGUAAAGACGUGAAGAUCGAAGUCAAACAUGAAGAUGCUGAGGAACAAACAGACUUAAUGGCACUGAAAGAGAAAGCCUUACUCAAUGAAAUUGAAGAAGAUGAUCAGUAUGAGAUUCUUCAUGAUUUCACAACUGGAGAAAAUGAAAAUCUUGACAUCCACAGGACAAUUCACACUACGGAGAGCCUUUUUACCUGCCAACAGUGUGGAAACCGUUUCACUCAUAAAGGAAGCCUUUACAGGCACAUGAGAGUACACACUGGAGAAAAGCCUUACAUAUGCCCUCGGUGUGGAAACCGUUUCACUCAUAAAGAAAGCCUUAACAGGCACAUGACCAUUCACACUGGAGAGAAGCCUUACAUGUGCACUCAGUGUGGAAAGAGUUUCAGUGAUCCUGGAAACCUUAAAGUCCACAUGAGAGUUCACACUGGAGAGAAGCCUUUUAUCUGCCACUGGUGUGGAAGUAGUUUCAGUCAACAUGUAAAUCUUGAAGCUCACAUGAGAAUUCACACCGGAGAGAAGCCUUUCACCUGCAAACAGUGUGGAAAAAGUUUCAACAGAAAAGGAAACCUUGAUAACCACAUGAGUGUUCACACUGGAAAGAAACCCUUCACCUGCAAUCUGUGUAGAAAAGGUUUCAAGGAAAAACGAAACCUUUAUGCCCACAGGCGAAUUCACAAUACUGAGAGAUUUUUCACCUGCCUACAAUGUGGAAAGAGUUUCGGUCAUAAAGGAUACCUUAACAGGCACACGAGAACUCACACUGAGGAGAAGCCUUACACAUGCUCCCAGUGUGGAAAGGGUUUCAGUCAAAAACGAUACCUUGACGUUCAUGCAAAAAUUCACACUUGAGAAAAGUUACAACCAAAAAAGUAACCUUAAAUGGUGGCUCUUUAAGCAAAAAUACUGUACGUGUGUUUUCUUUUUUCAUCGGUUUACAUUCAUGUAAGACAAAAACGCCUGUGUUUAUGAUGAUAUACUGAUGUAGUUUUCUGUAUAUUGGUCAACAAAAUAUGAAAGAAGUCAGUUUCGGCUCGAAAUAACCUUUUCUACAGUUGAAAUGCACGGAACAGCCCGAGAACAGACACAAACUGGGAAUCUGCAGCGCGAUCGCUGCUCUCUUUAAUUGUUAAGCAGAAUCUAAAUGCACACGUCUUAUCGAAUACCCGGUUCUUUAAAAUUUGCAACCGGUUCUAAAAUGGAACCGGUUUUUGAUACCCAACCCUAGCUUCCAAUCUAUGUCUUUUUGAGAAUGGCUGCAUAAUUCAUCAGCUCCAUCAAUUUGCAUUAAGUCAGUGCCACAGAGCUAGAUAUUAACAACUUUUAAGAGCUGACAGAGUUAAGCCCUUUCCACACUGGGCGCGUUGUGAAAAACCAGAGCAUAUUGCCGACCAACAUUGCUUUCACACAGAACGCAUAACAAUUAUUCACCUUCUCUUAAUUCACACCUGCACACUAGGCACAGAUCAGCAAUGCAUUUUUCCUUCGCUAUGGCCAUGUAUCUCGUAAAUGGAUUUAACAUCAUGGUGAGUUGGUUAUCAAAAAGGCCUGGGAGAGGAAGGUGAGUGAAUGGAAAGGCAGCAGCAUUAUUUCAAUCAUGACUAUGCCCCUAAUGUGCUGUGGAAACUGAGGAAUUAUCAAGAAGCUAUAGGAUCUUGAGGGAACCCAGCAUCAAAUUCCAAAUUUGAUUCCUGGCCAGGUUAAAGGUUUUCUAUUCUGAAGGCUCGGUUGACAUUAUUGUUGCAUGUGCAGUACUCCACAAUAUUGCCACCAUCAGAAAGGAGAGGCCCCCGGUGGUGGAGGUGCAGUCUGAUGAUGACCUCCAGCCAGUGCACUUGGACCACCCUAGUGACAGAGCUGCACGGGACAGGAUUGUGGAACACCAUUUUUUAUUACAUUUUCUCUUUACACUAAAAAGCCUUCAUUAAAUUAAUAAAAUACAAUUCAUCAUGA